Molecule: messenger RNA, 1601 nt
Organism: Halichondria panicea
Lineage: Eukaryota; Metazoa; Porifera; Demospongiae; Suberitida; Halichondriidae
Exons: 1
Coding region: 148-1323 (391 amino acids)
Source: RefSeq, a predicted model, not a curated record
AUAUCACAGUAUCCUCCCUAUUGACAUUCCAAGAGCACACGGAAGUGCUGCAAGAGUCUCCAGACCUUCUUUCUCUCUUCCCCCUCCCCCCUCUGAGAAAAAGGUCUGGCCCCCAGACUAAUAACUAAUACUGUUUCAAGUUUUAGCAUGAGAAAGUAUUUACAGACAAAGCUGGUGGUUAUUGGCAGUGUACUGUCCACUGUACUCUGGACUUUGUUUCUGUUUCACUUGUAUAGCGACAACACGGCGUUCCUCCCUAGGCCUAUAUCUGCAAAUCCAGUUACCGAGGAGGAAAAGUUGCCAGACUGUAUGCAGCUGAGGGAGGAAGAUCCCUACCCGACUAGUGGAGAACCUCUCAGUGGAAAGAAUUUGUGUGAAGCAUUCACAGGAACAAACCGUACAGUUAUUACCGAGGAGGAAAAGUUGCUAGACUGUAUGCAGCUGAGGGAGGAAGAUCCCUACCCGACUAGUGGAGAACCUCUCAGUGGAAAGAAUUUUUGUGAAGCAUUCACAGGAACAAACCGUACAGACUGUGUUUAUCUUCAUCCAGAGAUAUUUCACUAUGUCCUAUUUACAAACAAUCCGAAAGACAGCGUAUUGGGUUUUCGAGAGUUUUUGUCAAUAUAUUCAGUGGAUAAGUUUUAUAAGCCAGAGAAGAUUGUCAUACAUUGUAGCCAAUCGAUCACCGGCAAGUAUUGGGAGAUGGUGCAGAAUUUGACCACUCCUAUUGAGAUGAGACUGACGGAUCGAAUAACUACGAUUGGCAAGGAUAAAAAGAAACCAUCAUAUGUUUCCCAUGAAGCAGACUAUCUAAAAAUCAAAUCUGGCUUCAGAGACGGGGGCAUUUAUUCUGAUUUUGAUGUUGUCAUCCUCAAUGGUUCAAAAUUGCGUGAAAUGCAACGACAAUCAGAGAUAGUGAUUGGCAGAGACAACCAAGAGUGUACCAGAACUUGUGCUGGAUUUUUCUCAAGUGUUCCCGGCUCACCAUUUAUGGGGAAAUGGUUGGACAGUUACGAGAAUAACUACAGGUCUGGAUGGAUAGACAAUGCAGGACAUGUGCCAGCUCGAAUACUACACCAUUGCCCAGAAUGUCAUCGUGACAUAACUGUUGAUUAUCACAUGAGUAAUUGGAAUGACGCUGUGGCUAAAAACUGGUUGAAGGAAGGAGGGCUUGAGUGGAGGCAAAAAGCAGUGGCUCACUAUAUGAACGCGGGGUUUAUGAAACCAUUAAAACCACCAAAUGAAUUACUUAGUAUGUCGACUCCAUUCUCAGAGAUGGUAAAGUUUGUACUAGGGGACACAAUCAACGAUUUUAUCUUCUAACUUAUAACAGGUAUAUUAUACUCUAGCCAGCAAUUGAACUGUGUGCAUUCAACAUAAAAAUUUUUUUACGAGAAUACUUUUAGUAUACUAGUCUCGCACCAGCCCCAGUUUUUCGACUUAACGUUCCAAUAGAACACAUUCGGGGCUGGUAUGACUAAAUAAUACCUGGCAACUGAAUAGAUUGAUUUUUGUCAAUCACGUAUAGUCAAUUAUGUCAUCUUUUUGUAAAAUUGCUGUUUUAUAGACAAUGAUUUAUAAAAAGAGUUAUUUAAGCCAGA